AUGGCAGAAGCUUUAACAGAACGUGAAUUGAGGAGGAUAUUAAGAGAUAGAAAAAGAGAAAGACAGAUGCAGGAGGAAAAGGAGGAAAGAGAAAGGAAACGACUUGAAGAAUUAGAAAGGAUUGAACAUCGAACGAUACAACGACAAUUUGAUGCAGAUGAUUUUGAACUUGACAUGGAAAAUAUAAAUCAACAAGAAAGUGAUAAAGAAAGUGAAUUAUCUGAUUUGAACACAAUCGAUGAAUUCCUACAUGCUACAACAUUACACGAUAUCCAAGACUUGGAGAAUAAUGAGCCACAAAAUUUAGUACAGCCAAAAGAUCAAAAUAGAUCAUUGGAAAGUAACUUUGCAUUUUUAGAUGACCACAUAGAGAUGCUAGAUAAAGCUUUAGAUGAUAUAAGAGAUCAGAGAGAUUAUACAAAUAAAGGAUAUGUUAGAACAGACAGUAUUUUGGAUAGACAUGAAAUUUUAAACACAACAGGUCAAGGAAUGAAAGAUAUAAAAGGGACUAGAAAGUUAACUGAAUACAGUGACAAUGCAUCGGACAAAAGUAUUACUCGGAUGAAAAGUUAUAGGAGUGGACAAAGUGUGAGGAGUUUGGAUAUGAAAUUGAAUGAAAUUAAAAGUGAAAAUGAGGAGAUUAGAAGUCAGAGAAGUUCUAUUGAAAGGGAAAGUUUAAAGCUCAGGAAAUUACAAGAAGUUGAAAGUAAGAAGCAGAAGUUAUUUGUAGAAAAUCAAAGGAGGUUACAGGCUGAAAUUGAGAAUAAGAGAAAAGCUGAAAAAGAAUUGAUAGAGAGAAUCAAACUAUUAGAAGAUCAGGAACUAGUUUUGAAUAGGAAAAGAUAUGAAAAUGAAAUGCUUGAGAAGGAGAUUCAAGAUAACAGAAAAGAGGAUGAUACACUUAGCACAAAGAUAAAAUUGUUAAAAGAAAAAGAAAAGCUACUGAAAGAAAGACUACAAAGAACAGAUGCAAAUCAAUUACAGACAAGAAAAGAACGACUGAAAAGAAUGGAAAUUAAAGAUAAUGGAACAGAAUAUAAUAAAGAAGAAAGUUUUGUUCGACAUAACUAUACAGAGAAAUGCCGACAAAAAGACAGCGACUAUCCGAUGUUUAAACUUGGACCACCGAAGAAACCUCAUUUCAAUGGCAAGGAUUUUGAGCAGUGGGAGAUGGAGAUAUUUUGUUUAUUAAGAACCCAGAUGUAUCCGGACUAUGCUAUUGUGCAAGCUAUUCGACACUCCUUGAUUGGAGAUACACGACAAGUAUUGUUGACAAUUAAACCAACCGCAUCAGCAAAAGAAAUUCUGGAAAAGAUAAGAGAAAUCUACGGUGAUAUUAAGACAGGAGACAAAGCUGUUCAAAACUUUUACUCAGCAACGCAAAAGGAAGGAGAAUCAUGUUCUGCUUGGGGAAUUAGAGUAGAAACCUUAUUUCAGAAAGCUGUAGAAAAGGGAGAAAUAAGUGAGAGUAAAAAAGAAAGUAAACUUAAAGAACGCUUUUGGAGAGGAUUAUAUUCUGAAAAACUUAAGAAUGCCACAAGAGUGUCGUAUGAGUCAACAGAUACGUUUGAAAAAUUAAGACGAAAGGCAAGGCUAGAAGAAGAAGAGAAUUUAUCAACUCAAGUGAAAGCAAAUAUUAACCAACAGAAAGAGACAGAUGAAAAAUUAACUAUUCUUCAAGAGCUUCUUGAUCGAAUGAAAACAUUAGAGGCCGAUGUUGGAAAACUUAAAGGUCAAGAUCAAAAUUAUACAUAUAGAGGAGGAUACCAGCCAAGAUUUAACAGCAGAUAUAGAGUUUCAAAUAGAGGAAGAGGUUUUAGAAGGAACGAAAGUAACCAACAAGAGUCAACAAAGUAUGACCGAAGUCUUUCAGAGAAGAAAGAGCCAAAUGAGAGUAAAGAAACAAGUAAAGCCAAUUUAAACGAGAAGGAGCUUCUAUCGACGGGCAAGAUGGAAGCAAAGAAGUAA
This is a messenger RNA of Ruditapes philippinarum (Manila clam), 1968 nucleotides long. RefSeq names its product trichohyalin-like. Bases 1 to 1968 code for a protein of 655 amino acids. Lineage: Eukaryota; Metazoa; Mollusca; Bivalvia; Venerida; Veneridae. The transcript has a single exon. The record is from RefSeq and is a predicted model, not a curated record.